AUGGCGGUGGAAUCGCUACGAUUUGAAGGUAUAAGAGGAUCAAAUUCUUAUGGAGAUAUUGCUAUAGAUGAUGUCUCAAUUACAUCAUCAACUUGUGCAGUGAAACCAUCAGCAGCCAAUCCAGCUUUUACAUCACCAACACCACCUGCAGGACUAUCAACAACUCCUGCUCCAUUUGUGAAACAGUCUGAUUUUGAUUGUGAUUUUGAGAAAGAUACAUGUACAUGGACUCAGGCAAAAGAUGAUAUAUUUGAUUGGAAUCGAGCUCAAGGGCCAACCGGAACUUCAUUCACAGGACCCACCAAUGAUCAUACUACACAAAGCAGGAAAGGAUGGUAUAUGUAUAUUGAAACGUCAGCCCCUCGUGUUGUUAAUGAUACAGCUAGACUGGUAUCAAAAACUGCUCUAGCUAAUCAACAAUACUGUCUACAGUUCUGGUAUCAUAUGUACGGAUCUCACGUUAAUCAGUUGGGUGUUUACAUUAAGGUUGGAGCUACCCUAGGAACACCAGUAUGGAAGAAAGGAACAUCCCUGGGUAAUAAAUGGAACUUUGCUGAAUAUCAAAUCCCCACACAGAAGAGUCAGUUUAACAUAGUAUUUGAAGGUGUUCGAGGACCAGGGUAUAAAGGUGAUAUUGGAUUAGAUGAUGUUAAAGUUUUAAGCGGAUUAUGUCCAUCAACAGUACAAAUUGCAUGUGAUUUUGAAGACAGUAAACUUUGUGGUUGGACACAAGAUAAAACCGAUAGUUUUGAUUGGUCACGUAAUCGUGGAAGUACUGGUUCUAAUUUUACAGGACCAGCAGCCGAUCAUACACUGGGAACAUCAAAAGGUUUUUAUAUGUACAUUGAGACAAGUAGUCGUGGAACGGGACAGAUGGCUAGAUUAAUCAGUCCGUCUGUUGGAUCAGCAGAUGCUAAGUGUAUGAAAUUCUACUAUAAUAUGUAUGGAAGUAAUAUUGGAACAUUAAACGUUCUGAUGAAGACAGGAGUAAACAACAACCAGACUUUGUGGUCAAAAUCUAAAAACCAAGGACAAAAUUGGGUUGUGGGAUUAGCAUCUUUAUUACCAAAUACAGUUCCAUAUCAGGUUGUCUUUGAAGCAGUGACUGAUUAUGGUUAUAGAGGAGAUAUAGCUAUAGAUGAUGUCAGUGUGUUUGAUGGUCCAUGUGAAGCCCAAGUAUUGAGUACAUUGGAAAACUUUGAUUUUAAAUGUUACUGUCUGUCAUUCUACUAUCAUAUGUACGGUCAGUCGAUGGGAACACUAAAAAUCCGUAUUGAAGGAACUGUUGGUAGUAAUUAUCAAGGAGAUAUAGCUAUAGAUGAUAUUGUUUUUACUAGCGCUAUUAUUUUUGAAGGUGUUGCUGGAACAAGUUUUCAAGGAGAUAUAGCUUUAGAUGAUGUUCGCUUAUCAGAUGGCGCUUGUACAGGCUCAUCUGAUUAUAAUACUAAGUGUAAAUUUGAAGAUCAUAAUAUUUGUGGAUAUACUCAAGAUCAGUCUGAUGACUUUGAUUGGACAUGGCAGGCAGGACAGACAUCAAGUUCACUUACAGGACCGUCAAGUGAUCAUAGUUACGGCACAAGAUUUGGUCAUUAUAUGUAUUUAGAAUCAUCCGGUCAACAUGCAAAUGCAACGGCCAGGUUGGACAGUCCAGAAUAUCAGAAUUCCGAUGGUAAACUUUCUAUAACACCAAAACUUCAAUAA
Messenger RNA from Patella vulgata (common limpet), 1701 nucleotides. Its product is annotated as MAM and LDL-receptor class A domain-containing protein 1-like. NCBI's taxonomy places the organism in Eukaryota, Metazoa, Mollusca, Gastropoda, Patellidae. Gene Ontology annotation, biological process: nervous system development. The transcript has 14 exons. The record is from RefSeq and is a predicted model, not a curated record. Gene Ontology annotation, cellular component: membrane. Bases 1 to 1701 code for a protein of 566 amino acids.